GACCCCGGAAGGACUCCGCCCCAGCGACCGGGCUGCAGCUCUGCACCCGGCUUCAGCCGGGAAGCAGGCGUGGGCAAGGGAGUACCUGGCUUGGAGUACCAGAUUAGAAGUGGAGUCAUGUCAGAAGAAACAGCAAGGGAAUCACAGUUUCCCUUGAAGAUUGCAGUACUCAGAGUGUUUGAUCUUCCUCUGUCAUGGUACUACUCUCUCUCCCAGAUCAAAUUCUCACCAGUAGCUAAGAAAUUGUUUGUGGUAACUGCAGUGAGUGCCGUGUCUGUAAUUUUUCUGGCCCAUCACUUCAAAAGAAGACGUGGAAAGAAGAAAGGAAAAAUAUUGCCAUGGGAACCAGAGCACCUCAUACUUGAAUGUACUAAAAGAGCAGCUUCAGACAAAGGUUCAAGCUGUUCCAGUAGUAGACAGAAUUUGACGUUAUCUUUAAGUUCCACCAAAGACAAAGGAUCUCAGUCUUGUAACUAUACUAAUGGAGGUCUUUUCAGUAAAUACUCGGGUUCUGCACAGAGUUUGGCUUCUGUCCAGAGUGUCAAUUCUUGUCAUAGCUGUGUGUGCGGCAAUUCUAAUUCCUGGGACAAAGCAGAUGAAGAUGAUAUUAAACUUGUUAAUAUCCCUGUGACCACUCCUGAGAACUUAUACUUGAUGGGUAUGGAACUGUUUGAAGAAGCACUGCGUCGAUGGGAGCAGGCUCUAACCUUUCGACAUAGACAGGCCGAAGAUGAAGCCUGUGGUUCCAUUAAACUGGGUGCAGGAGAUGCCAUUGCUGAGGAGACUGUAGAUGAUAUUAUUAGUUCUGAGUUUAUCCAUAAACUUGAAGCGUUGCUGCAAAGAGCCUAUCGUCUCCAGGAGGAGUUUGAAGCUACCCUGGGGACUUCUGACCCAAAUUCCCUUGCUAAUGAUAUUGAUAAGGAUACAGAUAUUACCAUGAAGGGGAAUAUGGAUGACUUUGGCCUGCGGGACACCUUGAGCAUUGCAUCAACUGAUUCCUUUGCUUCAGCAGCAGAGCUUGCAGAACACAGAGAAGUGCGGCAUCCCUACAGCCUGGAGUCUCUCUGCCACUGCCCUUUUUACGAAGAAGCCAUGCAUUUAGUUGAAGAAGGAAAAAUUUACUCAAGGGUGCUUAGGACUGAGAUGUUGGAAUGUCUGGGUGACAGUGAUUUUCUUGCCAAACUUCACUGCAUUCGACAGGCUUUUCAGGUAAUUCUUUCAGAAACAGCUAACAGGAUAUUCCUUGCUGAGAGUGGAAGGAAAAUUUUAUCAGCGUUAAUUGUGAAAGCACGAAAGAAUCCAAAGAAGUUUGAAGAUGUUUUUGAUGAGAUGAUCUAUUUUUUGGAGCAGACUGAUCAUUGGGAUAGUACUGAAAUGGAGCUUGCGGCUAGAGGAGUGAAAAAUCUUAAUUUUUAUGAUGUUGUUCUGGAUUUUAUAUUAAUGGAUUCCUUUGAAGAUUUAGAAAACCCACCCUCAUCUAUACAAAAUAUAGUAAAUAAUCGCUGGCUAAACUCCUCUUUCAAAGAAACCGCUGUGGCUUCAAGUUGUUGGUCAGUGCUGAAACAGAAAAAGCAGCAGAUGAAGAUUCCAGAUGGAUUUUUUGCCCAUUUUUAUGCCAUUUGUGAGCACAUCAGCCCUAUCCUAGCCUGGGGCUUUUUGGGUCCUAGAAAUUCUCUCUAUGAUUUAUGUUGCUUCUUUAAGAAUCAAGUUGUUUUUUUUCUCAAAGACAUUUUUGACUUCGAGAAGGUACGCUACUCCAGUAUAGAGACUUUGGCUGAGGACCUCCUGCAGCUACUCAAUCGUCGCACUGAGCUUUUAGUGGCCUACCUUGGAGCCGAUGCAUUGCGGCAUACAAGUAGUUGUAUAAGUAGUCAGGGUCCUGUCAUGUCUGGUGGCCUCGUGGAAGCCAAAGUACAAUAAGUACCACAGGAGUCAUAGAAUUCGGGAGUGCUAUGAGAUGUUUAAAGGUAACUAUUGAUUUUGUACAGUUAUUACAAAAUCAACAGAAUUGAUGAAUAUGGACUCAGGGAGGGAAAAAUAUCUGGUAAAGGAUGAGUGUGAACGUACUGUAUUUACACAGAAAUUCUGACAUUGAAUUCCUGUGUAUUGUGUCCAAAGCGGCUUUUUACAAUCUUUAACAAUUUAAGUCAUCAGUGUGUAUUUUAUAGAAAUAUUUCUUGAAUUUAGUUCAGAACUUAAGAGUUCAUUGAGUUGUUGUCUUGAAACUGUCUGAAAUGUCCAGUGUCAUCAUCAAAAGCUGUUAUAAAAAUAGCUUUGCACCUUGAAAAUGUACACUUUAGCCACCUUCUUGGCCCACACAUGUAAGAAUAUAUUACUCCUCAUGUCAACACAUAUAACUUUGCCUGAAGAUGUAUUUUAAAUAGUGAAGUUACUCGUUUGUUUAAUCAGGUUUAGGCAGUAGUGGUGUUUAGUACUGCUUACUUUAUUGCUUGUGCAUUUACUUAUGUAUUUGAAUCAAAGAAAUUGUAAUGGCUGACUAUCACUAUAAAACAAUUAAAUGAAUUGACACUGAGAAGUUUACAAGUUAUAAAUUUGUAUUAGAUUUACUAUAGUUUCUAGAAUACAUGACUGUUAUGAUCAUAAUUGAUAAUUGUCUAAAGAAAUUUUUUUUCUUUAAUUGAUGAGAACAUUCUUCUCAGGGGCUGGAGCAAUAGUACAGCAGGUAGAGCUCAUGCCUUGCAUGAGGCUGACUUGGGCUCAAUCCUCAGCACCCUUGAGGGUCCCCCAAGCUCUGCCAGGAAUGAUCCCUGAGUAGAGCCAGGAGUAGUCCUGAGCACAGCGGGGUGUGGCCCAAAACUAAAACAAAAAAAUUUAAAUAGAACAGUUUUCUCUUGAAUGAAUAGAUUGUUUAAAAUGGCAUUUAUUAACUGUGAAUUAAAAAAUUCCUUGCAUAAUUUUGAUACCGUCUUCCUACAUGUAAAGAUAUUAGUUUUGGUACAGUAAAAUACAAUUUCUUUUUUUUAUUUCUGCAAAACUAAGUUUUAGUUAUUCUCAUAGAGAAAUUAUCACACUAGAAAUUUGUUUUAUGCCCAUAUUUUAAAAAUAGUCAUAUUUUGAAUCUUGGAGAUGUUUUAAGGAAGGUUUUUUUUCUUCUGACAGUAGAACAAAAUAUUUUUAAUGUCUGGAACUGUGUUUCAUAUACUCUAUGAUAAAUAGAUGAACAAUUAUUUGUUCAUAUGGGUAAGUUUCUUCAGAGCAUAUUAGAUAUUUUCAGAGUUGUAUUAAUUUUAUGUCUAACUCAUACAUUACUUAUUUGGAGUGACUGGCUAAGUAUUAAAUGUAUAGAGUUUGCUCCUAAAGUGAACUGUAUUACUUUUAGGAGUGAGUUACUCAGAAGGAUCUAAAAUAUAUUUUUUAAAACAUGCGUAAAGUGCCUAGGUUGUAAGUAAUAGAAAGUGAAAAGUUGGGCAAGGGAAGUUUAAUUAUUUAAGAUUUUAAGUUUGUGUGUACCAUACUAAUAUAAAAUAUUAGUUACAAAUGUGACAUGAAAAGAAUAUAUCUGUUGUUUGCGUAUAUUGUGUUCUCUAACGUAUAGAUUAUAGCAUUAAAUACUAAAACAUUUUGCUUUAUUUUUAAGUAUUUGGGGAGGCCACACUUGACAGGGUUUGGGGAUACUUCGGCUCUGUGCUUGGGGAUUGCUCCUGGAUAUGUUCAGAGGACCAUGUGGUGCUGGAGAUGGAACCAGGAACUCCUGCAUAGAAUGUGUGCCUGUCGAGCUAUUUCUCCAGUCCA
Sorex fumeus (smoky shrew) is the source of this 3753-nucleotide messenger RNA. It is a transcript of the gene MIGA1, whose product is annotated as mitoguardin 1. The transcript has 16 exons. NCBI's taxonomy places the organism in Eukaryota, Metazoa, Chordata, Mammalia, Eulipotyphla, Soricidae. The record is from RefSeq and is a predicted model, not a curated record. The coding region runs from base 118 to 1920 and encodes 600 amino acids. Gene Ontology annotation, biological process: mitochondrial fusion.